AUGGACUUCACAAACAUCUUCCGUCUUGUCAACAUUGCCGUUGGCGUGUUUAUGGUGCUUGGAGGUAUCAGCAACUUCUUCUCCGGCACCUGGAGCACAAUCAUUUUGGGCGCCUACGCGGUUGCCUUCGGUCUUGUCGUCGGUGGCCUUGAGUUCCUCCCUCAUGUCCCAGACUAUGCCUACCGCUAUGCGUCUUUCCUCUUCUCUUUCCUGGGCCGUGGUGUCUUCUACAUUUUCAUCGGAUCCAUUCUGCUCCACGAUCACGUCCUGCGCAUCAUCGACGGCUCGCUGAUUGGCUUGAUCGGUGUCGGAUAUGUCGCUCUCGAGUUCAUCCCUUCCAUUGAGCCUCCUUCCAACAUGCGCGAGUCCGACCAGGGCUGGGGUGCUGAGCAGGUCUAA
Molecule: messenger RNA, 399 nt
Organism: Penicillium soppii
Lineage: Eukaryota; Fungi; Ascomycota; Eurotiomycetes; Eurotiales; Aspergillaceae
Product: TVP15 family protein
Exons: 4
Coding region: 1-399 (132 amino acids)
Biological process (GO): vesicle-mediated transport
Cellular component (GO): Golgi membrane
Source: RefSeq, a predicted model, not a curated record